Messenger RNA from Gasterosteus aculeatus aculeatus (three-spined stickleback), 1776 nucleotides. It is a transcript of the gene grtp1a, whose product is annotated as growth hormone regulated TBC protein 1a. The record is from RefSeq and is a predicted model, not a curated record. Gene Ontology annotation, molecular function: GTPase activator activity; small GTPase binding. Lineage: Eukaryota; Metazoa; Chordata; Actinopteri; Perciformes; Gasterosteidae. Gene Ontology annotation, biological process: regulation of GTPase activity.
CGUAAUUUGAUCCGGACGAGAGCCGUUGAAGGGACUUGAGUUCGGACGUGUUGCGUUCACGUACCCGCGAGUCGUUGGGGGAGGAGGCGGCCAGAGCUCCAGGGGGCCGGUCGGUUGGUCGCCCUCUGGGGAGCGAGCAGCAGGUGCACAAAGCAGACUCCGCCCUGAACACCGGGCGGGUCGAUACUUUCGCGUAGGUACGAGCGAAAGCAACAAAGACAGAAAAAGCCCCCCGCGAGUGGAUUAGUACAUGGUGAGACCCUCGCACACAUCGCCGGGAUAUCAGCGGAGCAGAAGAGGCCAUGGGGGAGAAGGACAAGCCGGCCGCCGGGCUCCGCUCACCGGAGGGCAAAGCCCGGGACCGAGUGGGCAGCACGGACCCGUACGGCUUUCAGCGGCCAAACAGCUUCAACUAUGAGUUAUAUGAGGAGCUCAUGUCGGAGUAUCUGGUGGUGCUCACCCGACGAUCCAUCAAGUGGUCCAAGCUGCUGAAGGGGAAAAGCAAGGUGCCGAGGAAUGUAAAACUAAAGCGCUACGUCCGGAAGGGGAUUCCCAAUGAGCACCGGGCUCUGAUCUGGAUGGCAACCAGCGGGGCUCAGGACCAGCUGGAGAAGAACCCGGGCCGCUACCAGUCCCUGCUCAGAGCCCAGCACGACCCCAAACUGGCGGAGACCAUCAACACAGACUUGAACCGAACGUUUCCAGACAACGUCCAGUUUCGCAAGACAUCCAACCCUUGUCUGCAGAAAGCUCUGUACAAUGUGCUGCUUGCUUAUGGCCACCACGACCCAGCUGUGGGAUACUGUCAGGGGAUGAACUUCAUUGCUGGGUAUCUGCUCAUCAUCACAAAGGAUGAAGAGAAGUCCUUCUGGCUGAUGGACGCGCUGCUCGGUAGAAUAUUACCAGACUACUACACCCCAGCCAUGCUGGGCCUGAAGACGGACCAGGAGGUGUUGGGCGAACUGGUGAGAGUUAAAAUCCCCGGAGUGUGGCGGACCAUGACGGACAACAGCGUGAUGUGGACCCUGGUGGUCUCCCGAUGGUUCAUCUGUCUCUUCAUAGACGUCCUGCCAGUCGAGACGGUGCUGCGGAUUUGGGAUUGCUUGUUCUACGAGGGCUCUAAAAUCCUGUUCCGUGUAGCUCUGACACUGAUCCACCACAACCAGGCUCUGAUUGAAAAGGCCCGCUCGCUGCCGGACGUCUGCGAGAACUUCAAGCAUAUCACCCAGGGACCAUCUGUCGAAGACUGCCACGCUUUUAUGAAGAAAAUCUUCAUUGAACCAGGAAGUCUCUCCCUGGCAACCUUGACUAAGCUGCGUGGGACGUGUCGAUCUCGCUGCCUUGCAGAAGAAUCCUGAACCAAACUGGACCAACUGUUGCUCAAGUUGAGAACGCAUUCCACUGGGAUCACAUCCGGGCCGCUCGUUCGCACCUUCUUUUUUACCGACUAAAUUGACUAUUUCAUACUGAGUAUGCUGAAGUGAGCUUAUUCUUCGGUAUGUGAUCGGACCAUUCCAUUUGAAGUAGUUUAUUCCUCUUUUGUGAUGUUUUGCACUUUACUGCUGAAAGUCAGAGACACUGUAGAGAAGCGGUCCGGUCAGAUGAAUAACACGUUGCCCAGUCGAAGGACAAGCAAGAGGCCCACUGUCUUUCGUACUGAACGGUUAGUGAAGACUCGCUAUAAUCUCAUUCUGUGCUGAUUUUUGUAUCAACUGCUUUAGAUCCAAUCCGCUGUCAUGAAAUCAAGUGCACUACGAUAAAAUGAAUGCUGUAUAA